UCUACAAAGGGGAGGAAAAAAAAUCCUUCUCUCUCUUCUGCUGCCUCUCUUCGUGCAUCCUACGGGCAGCGAGGAGCGAGGAGGAUCCGGCUGGCAUAUUUUCUACGCUGCCUUCCUGCAAUUUCUGAGGCUGUAUAACAGUGGGUGGAGCGCAGGGAGAGCCGCCGAGAGCUCGAUCGGUGACAUCGCUCCGCAGCAGAAGAAGAGUGCCGUAGAGGAGCCGGGAUGCUUAACAACCUGACCGACACAGAGGAGGGGGACGGGGGAGCGCAAAGCCAGGGUGACAGUAAUCCCAAGGAGAGCAGCCCCUUCAUCAACAGCAGUGAUGUUGCCGCAGAGAAGAGCCAGCAGUAUGAUGGCAAGAACAUGGCCUUGUUUGAGGAGGAGAUGGACACCAGCCCCAUGGUGUCAUCUCUUCUCAGCAGCCUGGCCAACUACUCCAACCUGCCCCAAGGUAGCAAGGAGCACGAGGAGGCAGAGAACAACGAGGCAGAGUCAUCGCGCAAGAAACCCGUCAAGGCCCCCCAGCUCGGCACUCUGAUGGGCGUCUAUCUGCCGUGUAUCCAGAACAUCUUCGGCGUGAUCCUCUUCCUCAGGAUGACCUGGUUGGUGGGAAUCGGAGGUGUCAUUGGGACUUUCGUCAUCGUCUUCAUUUGUUGUUCCACAACCAUGCUGACUGCCAUCUCGAUGAGUGCCAUCGCUACCAAUGGAGUAGUGCCAGCUGGAGGCUCCUACUACAUGAUAUCCCGUUCGCUGGGCCCUGAGUUUGGGGGAGCAGUGGGGAUAUGUUUCUACCUGGGUACCACCUAUGCUGGAGCCAUGUACAUCCUGGGAGCGAUUGAGCUCCUCUUGAUCUACAUAGCACCAAAAGCAGCCAUCUUUCCCCUGGAAGGCUUGGAGGGUGCCGAGGCAGAGGCUGCCCUUCUGAACAACAUGCGCGUGUACGGGACCAUCCUGUUGACCUCCAUGGCCACGGUGGUGUUUGUCGGAGUGAAGUACGUCAACAAGCUGGCCCUGGUGUUUCUGGCCUGCGUCAUUCUCUCCAUCCUGGCUGUCUACGCCGGAGUCAUCAAGACCGCCGUCGAGCCUCCCAUAUUCCCUGUGUGUCUCUUGGGCAAUCGCACUUUAGUGUGGAAGUCAUUUGAUGUGUGUGCCAAGACCGUUGAGACAGCUAAUGGGACAGUCACCACCCAGCUGUGGAGCAUGUUCUGUGACUCACCUCUCCUCAAUGCUACCUGCGACAAGUACUUCACAGCCAACAAUGUGUCUCAGAUCCAGGGCAUCCCGGGGGUCACCAGUGGAAUUCUGGCAGAGAACCUGUUCGGAACCUACUAUGAGAAGGGGGACCUGAUUGCCAGACAGAACAUGGACUCAGCGGAAGACCAGGACGACCCUCUGACGAACUCAAACCGCUACGUGUUGGCCGACAUCACCAGCUUUUUUACAUUGCUGGUCGGCAUCUACUUCCCCUCUGUGACAGGGAUCAUGGCUGGCUCCAACCGCUCCGGAGACCUGCGUGAUGCCCAGAAAUCAAUCCCCAUUGGAACCAUUGCAGCCAUCACCACCACCUCCACUGUCUACAUGUCCAGUGUGGUUCUGUUUGGUGCCUGCAUCGAGGGUGUGGUCCUCAGGGACAAGUUCGGGGAGGGAGUCCACGGGAACUUGGUGAUUGGCACAUUAGCUUGGCCAUCACCAUGGGUGAUUGUGAUUGGCUCCUUCUUCUCCACCUGCGGGGCAGGGCUGCAGAGUUUGACCGGAGCUCCUCGUCUCCUGCAAGCCAUCGCCAAGGACAACAUCGUGCCCGCCCUUCGGAUCUUUGGCCAUGGAAAGGCCAACGGAGAACCCACAUGGUCCCUCCUGCUGACAGCUUGUAUCUGUGAGAGCGGCAUCCUCAUUGCUUCCCUCGAUGCAGUGGCUCCCAUCCUCUCCAUGUUUUUCCUUAUGUGCUACAUGUUCGUGAACUUGGCCUGUGCUCUGCAGACGCUGCUGAGAACUCCAAACUGGAGACCCCGUUUCAAGUUCUACCACUGGACUCUGUCCUUCCUGGGGAUGAGCUUGUGUCUCACUCUCAUGUUCAUCUGCUCUUGGUACUACGCCAUCGUCGCCAUGGUGAUUGCCGGCUCUAUCUACAAGUAUAUCGAGUUCGCAGGUGCGGAGAAAGAGUGGGGUGAUGGGAUACGAGGUCUGUCUCUGAGCGCUGCACGUUACGCUCUCAUGCGGCUGGAGGAAGGUCCCCCGCACACCAAGAACUGGAGGCCCCAGUUGCUUGUGCUGGUUAGUACAGAUACAGAGCAAAACGUCGAGCAGCCUCGUCUGCUGUCUCUGACUAACCAGCUGAAGGCAGGCAAAGGUCUGACCAUUGUUGGAACAGCUCUAGUGGGAAGCUACCUGGAGAACUACGACCAGACCCAGCGUGCAGAGCAGGCAUUGCGUAAACUGAUGGAGACUGAGAAGGUGAAGGGCUUCUGUCAAGUGACCGUGUCCUCAAACCUGCGUGAUGCCACCUCCCACCUCCUCCAGGCCAGUGGGCUAGGAGGCCUGAAACAUAAUGCUCUGCUUGUAUCCUGGCCACGUAACUGGAAGCAGGGAGAUGAGCACCAGACCUGGAGGAACUUUGUUGAGUUGGUCAGAGAAACAACCGCUGCUCACUUGGCUAUGCUUGUCCCGAAGAACAUCGCGGCCUUCCCGUCCAAUGGAGAGCGCUUCACCGAGGGUCACAUUGACGUGUGGUGGAUCGUCCAUGAUGGAGGCAUGCUGAUGCUGCUUCCCUUCCUCCUCCGCCAGCACAAGGUUUGGAGGAAGUGCAAGAUGCGCAUCUUCACUGUGGCCCAGAUGGACGAUAACAGCAUCCAGAUGAAAAAGGACCUGACCACAUUCCUCUAUCACCUCCGUAUUGACGCCAUGGUGGAAGUUGUGGAAAUGCAUGACAGCGACAUCUCAGCCUACACUUAUGAGAAGACCCUGGUGAUGGAACAACGAUCGCAGAUGCUUAAACAGAUCAAAAUGACUAAGAACGAGCGUGAACGAGAGAUCCAGAGUAUUACUGAUUCAUCCCGCGGGUCUAUCCGCCGUAAGAACCCGGCCGCUGUGACCACCCAGCUGAGUGUGACCGAGGACCCGCCGGCAGCCAGCAAGGAGGAGAAGCCUGAGGAAGAGGUCCAGCUCAUCCACGACAACACCACCCCAACCAGCCCCGUAACACCGGCCACCCCGUUGACCCCUGCGGAGGGGGCUAAGAGCCCCGGAGAGCAGGUCCAGAUGACCUGGACUGAGAAGUGUGAUGGCGAGCCAGCCAAGCCGCCUGGCGCAGCUACCCCAGAGGGCAUCAAAGACAUCUUCAACAUGAAGCCCGAGUGGGAGAACCUGAACCAGUCCAAUGUGCGACGUAUGCACACAGCGCUCCGGCUGAAUGAAGUCAUCAUCAAAAAGUCCUCAGAGGCCAAGCUAGUCCUCCUCAACAUGCCCGGGCCACCCAGGAACCGGACAGGUGAUGAGAACUACAUGGAGUUCCUUGAGGUCCUCACUGAGGGUCUCAACCGGGUCCUCCUGGUCCGCGGAGGCGGCCGCGAGGUUAUCACUAUCUACUCCUGAAAGAGCAGUCCCCUCCCCAACUACCACCCACCCCCACCGCCACCCCUCCCUCGGCCCUGUUCCUGUGUCACCUGUACUCCCACCCUCUCAUCAACGCUGCUUCAUCAUCAUGUCGCUCUUGCGUUUAUUUCUGUAAGAUAGUCCUCUCACA
Messenger RNA from Morone saxatilis (striped sea-bass), 3742 nucleotides. RefSeq names its product solute carrier family 12 member 5a (gene slc12a5a). Gene Ontology annotation, molecular function: potassium:chloride symporter activity. Lineage: Eukaryota; Metazoa; Chordata; Actinopteri; Moronidae. The transcript has 26 exons. The coding region runs from base 226 to 3591 and encodes 1121 amino acids. Gene Ontology annotation, biological process: chemical synaptic transmission; cell volume homeostasis; chloride transmembrane transport. The record is from RefSeq and is a predicted model, not a curated record. Gene Ontology annotation, cellular component: membrane.